CCCCUUCCGGGCGGGGCGGGAGCGGCCGCGCGGUAAGUGUGCGCUGGGCGCGCGUCGGCGCGUGCGGUGUAUGGCGCUGCGGGUUGCAUUGCGUGCUGCGCUGCGUGCACUGCGCCGUGCUUCAAAUCGUGCAUGCAGCGUGCGGCUGGGAGGGCGUUAAAUCGCACUCUAAGCGCGCGUACAGCUAGGCGUGCAUUGCACGCUGCUUUAAAUCGCGCAUGCAGCGUGCUGCAGCUGGGAGCGCGUUCGGUUGCAUAAAACGUGUGCAGCUGCAGCUGGAUGUGCAAUGCGUAUUGUUCGGUGUGCAAACAACGUGUUGCAUGUGGGGCUGGGCAUGCAAUAAAUCAUGCUUUGAAUAGGUGUACAGCAUGCUAUAACAUGCUGGGCAUGCAUUGCAUCGUGCUCUAAAUGUGCAUGCAACAUACAUGCUAGGAGUGCACUAAACUAUGCAUGCACUUGUGCAGCUGCAUGUGCAUUCAGUGUGCACGCAACGUGGUGCAUCAGAGGUUGGGUGUGCAUUAAGUCGAUCUGUAAAUGUGCAUACAGCAUGGUGCAUCUCAGCUGGGCUUGCAUUAAAUCACAUGCCCGCCCCAAAUUGCUAAAUGCAUGCUGUACUUCAUCUGGGAUUUGUCAUCCUGGUUAACUAAACGUGCAUAGAGCUCUUGGUGUUUGAGGCUAAGCUUGCAUUAAAUGGUGCACAAAAUCUUUAUACAACGGGCUGGCUGUGCAUUAAAUAGCACAUUGAAUGUGCACAUAACUGCUGCACCCGGGGCUAAGGAUGCAUUCAGUUGUGCAUUAAAUAGCAACACUGAGUGUGCACAUAACACGCUGCAUGUGCAGAGCCAGCUUGAGAUGCUGCCGAGCGCUGGGGUGUACUACUUCCCAUGGGAGAUCAACAGCUCCAUCCCAGAGGGGGAAGCACUGAGGACAUUUGGCAGGCUAAGCUGCUAUGACCUGGCCCGAUCCGAAGCCAUUCUCAGCACUCAGCAUGGCUCAGCCCAGCACCACGUCCGCAUCGACACCACACUGGUGGAACCAUUUGAAGCCCAGCUGGGAUCUCUCUAUGUGGUCCUGGGAGAGGCUGAACACAGGGAAGGUGAGAGUCCUGUGAUAAAAGCCCGAAUAUUGACCUGCGUGGAAGGGAUGAACGUGCCCUUGCUGGAACAGGCCAUCCAGGAGCAGAGGAAGUACUUCCAGGAGAGGCAGCAGCGGAUGGAAUCUGGCACGUCCUGACAGCAGCUGUGACCCCAGCCCUGUGCUGGUCCCCACCACGGCUGUCUGGCAGCUGCCAUCCGUAGCAAACAUUUGGAAAGUGUAUUUAGAAGGUGGGUUUGAAACAUUGCUGCUUUUUGCCAUGGCAAAGAGAGAAAUCACGAAAUAGGGAAGUACGUGAAGAUUGAACCAGUACGUAAAUGUGGAGCUGCCAGUUUGUGCCAGUUGUUCACCAUGGAAAAUGAGUCUGGGAAGCAAGUUUGUUGUUUAAGAGAGCGGUUAAGGAAAAAGAGUGCAUGAGUUACAGCAGUCCUUUUGUAACGCAGGGCUUGGAGAGGUCAGUAAAAGGCAAAGUCUCUGAAUCUGUAGUUAAACAUCUGCACAUAUCCGCAUAUGCUGCCAACAUGCAGUAAAUGGGAGGUAAAGGGCAGUAGUGCAAAGUUUGUUAGCCCUGUGUGGCUCAGGGUCCACGAGUGCAUGUGUUGGGUUGUGGUGACUCAGCUGUCACACAGAAGCAUUCCUGGAAAAACACUCAGGUCUGGACUGAACAACAAAGGAACAAGAAGAGCGAGGAGCCUCUACUUCACUAGAACUGCCUCUCAGAGGGUUCAGGAGCCCGUAUCCAAGGUGCAUGGUUGACUUUAGCCCUAAAUUAAAUAUUUGCACUGCCCUGAGAACCGUCACUUGACUUUCUUCCUUGCACAUCUAAGUUUAGGAGACCUCAAAUCAUUUUUGGAAGCAUCUAAAGGUUUUGAUUGAUAUUUUCCUAAAUAAAGACAAAAAGAGAA
Messenger RNA from Gallus gallus (chicken), 2000 nucleotides. It is a transcript of the gene TEN1, whose product is annotated as TEN1 CST complex subunit. The record is from RefSeq and is a predicted model, not a curated record. Lineage: Eukaryota; Metazoa; Chordata; Aves; Galliformes; Phasianidae. Gene Ontology annotation, cellular component: CST complex. The transcript has 4 exons. The coding region runs from base 691 to 1233 and encodes 180 amino acids. Gene Ontology annotation, molecular function: single-stranded DNA binding; telomerase inhibitor activity; telomeric repeat DNA binding. Gene Ontology annotation, biological process: negative regulation of telomere maintenance via telomerase.